GUCUCCUCCGCCCUGACCCUCGCGCUGCCCCACUGUGGUAGCGUCGGGACAGCUGCCCCAGACCCACCGAAACUGCGGACAAUGCCCGCAGGCGGAACAUCCUGCAGAGAGAAAAGAGUAAAGAGAUGGAGAGCAGCGCAGGCAGCAGUUCCGUGUUCACCAACAGCCGUGCAGACAGAGGGGUGGGACAACCCCUCCUCUCCCCGCCCCUGCUGCUCCCUCCCUCCCACUGCUGGAGGGGAUUCAACCUCUCUCAGGAGGUACUGUCUGCUCCUUUCACCCGUCAGACUGUCAGGAGAGCACAUGGCCUACGAUCAGCAGCCCACUCCACACUCUUCAGCCAGCCUCCCACUGCCCUGUCUCCACAGGUUUGGAGGGGCGCCCCCUCUUGGCAUGGCCAGAGACUUAUGUGUACCUCCACUACUCCAGAAGAGGUGACAGUGGUGUAUCAGAACGGGCUGCCAGUGAUCUCAGUCAGUUUGCCGUCCAGGCGAGAGCGCUGUCAGUUCACCCUCAAGCCUCUCAGUGACUGUGUGGGAGUUUUCCUGCAACAGCUCCAGGCGGAGGACAGAGGCAUCGACCGGGUAGCCAUCUACUCCACAGAUGGAGCGAGGGUUGCCUCCUCCACAGGUAUAGACAUCCUGCUGCUGGAUGACUUCAAGCUUGUCAUCAAUGACACCACACACCUCGUGCGGCCACCAAGGAGAGACCUGCUGCCUCAUGAGGAGGGGGAGAGGCUGAAUGAUGUCAAGUUUCUGGUGCAGCAGCUAUACACCACCCUGCGCAUCGAGGAGCACCAACUCGGCAAAGAACGUGAGCUAAUUGGACGACUGGAGGACCUCAACUCUCAACUCCGCCCCCUAGAGAAGGUGAGGGAGGAGUUGAGUAAGAAGGCAGAGCGGCGUACCACCUGGGUGCUGUGGGGCGGCAUGGCGUACAUGGCCACCCAGUUUGGCAUUCUGGCCAGACUGACCUGGUGGGAGUACUCCUGGGAUAUCAUGGAGCCCGUCACUUACUUCAUCACCUACGGCACUGCAAUGGCCAUGUAUGCCUACUUUGUACUCACACGCCAGGAGUACAUUUACCCCGACGCUAGAGACAGACAGUAUCUGCUGUUCUUCCACAAGGGGGUGAAAAGGACACGCUUCGACAUUGAGAAGUACAACAAGCUGAAGGAUGAUAUCGCUGAGGUGGAGUUGGAUCUGAAGCGUCUUCGGGACCCACUCCAGCUCCAGCUCCCAGUUCAGCAGUUCACCGCCGAUAAAAAUUGAUGGGAAGAAUGACUCUCUCCUCUCUCAGCUCCUACAAAGCCCCCCCCCCACCUCCCUCUUUCCCAUCCCCUAUAUCCCCUCCCUCCAUCCAACACCCCGCC
This is a messenger RNA of Scomber japonicus (chub mackerel), 1372 nucleotides long. RefSeq names its product mitochondrial calcium uniporter (gene mcu). Gene Ontology annotation, molecular function: uniporter activity; calcium channel activity. Gene Ontology annotation, cellular component: mitochondrial inner membrane; uniplex complex. The transcript is spliced from 10 exons. The coding region runs from base 126 to 1271 and encodes 381 amino acids. Lineage: Eukaryota; Metazoa; Chordata; Actinopteri; Scombriformes; Scombridae. The record is from RefSeq and is a predicted model, not a curated record. Gene Ontology annotation, biological process: mitochondrial calcium ion homeostasis; calcium import into the mitochondrion.